CGGUUCCGCCUCGGUUGACGCGCUGCUGUUAUCUCCUGUAACCCUGCGGUACACGUGCGUGCGCCAGGCGGGCGCUGCGGUAGCAUGGACGCUUUGGAUCGAGUUGUAAAGCCCAAAACAAAAAGAGCCAAGAGAUUCCUUGAGAAAAGAGAACCGAAACUCAGUGAAAAUAUUAAAAAUGCUAUGCUGAUUAAAGGGGGCAAUGCAAGUUCAACAGUGACACAAGUACUUAGAGAUGUGUAUGCACUGAAGAAACCAUAUGGAGUUCUGUAUAAAAAGAAAAAUAUUACAAGACCAUUUGAGGAUCAGACAUCAUUGGAAUUUUUUUCAAAGAAGUCAGAUUGUUCUUUAUUCAUGUUUGGCUCCCAUAAUAAGAAGCGGCCAAAUAAUCUAGUAAUAGGUCGUAUGUAUGACUACCAUGUGCUGGAUAUGAUUGAAGUAGGUAUCGAGAAGUUUGUCUCCCUUAAAGAUAUUAAGAAUAGUAAAUGUCCGGAGGGAACAAAACCCAUGUUAAUAUUCGCAGGUGAUGAUUUUGAUGUAACAGAAGUAGGUAUCGAGAAGUUUGUCUCCCUUAAAGAUAUUAAGAAUAGUAAAUGUCCGGAGGGAACAAAACCCAUGUUAAUAUUCGCAGGUGAUGAUUUUGAUGUAACAGAAGACUACAGAAGGCUAAAAAGCCUUCUUAUUGAUUUCUUCAGAGGCCCCACAGUAUCAAAUGUCCGCCUGGCUGGUUUAGAGUAUGUUCUGCACUUCACUGCACUGAAUGGGAAGAUUUACUUUCGAAGCUAUAAGUUGCUGUUGAAGAAAUCUGGCUGCAGAACACCUCGGAUUGAAUUGGAAGAGAUGGGACCCUCGUUGGAUCUGGUUCUGAGGAGGACACACCUAGCAUCAGAUGACCUUUAUAAGUUAUCUAUGAAAAUGCCCAAAGCCCUCAAGCCAAAGAAGAAGAAAAAUGUCUCUCAUGAUACUUUUGGUACAACUUAUGGAAGAAUUCAUAUGCAGAAGCAAGACCUAAGCAAACUACAAACCAGGAAGAUGAAGGGGUUGAAGAAGCGACCUGCAGAAAGGAAAGCAGAAGACCAGGAGAAAAAAUCAAAGAGAAUUAAAAAGGACUGAUGGAAUAUAGCCAAUAACUGCAUUUUUAUUGUAGUCUUUACUUAGAAUUAUCAAGCAUCAAUUAUUUCAGGGUUUCUUGUAAGGUUUUAUUGUAUAUUUUUAUAACUUGAUAAUUUACCUAAAUUAUAUACAUUGUGAACAGUAACAUACUAGUAUUAGGUUGAAAGUUAGGCUCUUACUGGAGACAUUACACCCUGGUAUGCCGUUUUCUCUCUGUGAUGUGACAUUUCCCUCUGCCUACCCCCUACAAAGUCUCCUGUCUCAUUGGGUAGGUGAGUGAGGAGGGAUCUCCAGAACAGUCAUUGGUAUUUUAGAGAAUUUUGGGUUAAGCUUUAGAUAAAUGGAGGAAGUUAUGGAAAGUAGAAAUGGUCCAGAGUAACUAUAUACAUGCUCAGUAUGAGCUACCUGUAAAGUUGACCCCAUCUCCCAGCAUAUAAAUACAACCUGACUUUUAUUUUUUUACUAUCCUGUUGUUUUACCUGAAAUUCUACCAGUUAGAGAUUAAUUUUGAGAUUUUAAGCUCUGUGUCUUAAAACAGAUCUCUGAGAUGUCCACUACCUGAUCAUUGACAUACUACCUAACUAUUGAUUAUUUUAAGAGAUUCUGCUACUAAAUGGAGCCCUGUUCCUCUUCUUUGGGAGAAAGGAAGUUUUGAUAAGGGUUGAAGUGAGAAAGGAGAGAUUAGAUAAGACACACGACAUUUUAGGGUACUGGGUCGCUGUAGGUAGCUAAAGGUCACAUGAAGGCCCGGGGUGUUUGCAUACAGAGUAGGAGUAAGCCAAAGCCAAACAGCUUAUUUUGAAAUUUUCUUGAAGACUGGCCCUGUGCCUAGGAAAAUGGGGGAAAGCUUUCUGCUUCCUACUCCUAGUACUGCAAACUUGUUUUCCCUAAAUGUACAAUUUAGUUUCCUUGACUGAGUCCCUGGCAAAGAGGCUCCUUUAUACAAGCACAAGCCAAUUAUGCUGUAAAAGUACAAACAUACAUAAACCAUGAUGUGUUAUUUAAAGUAGAAA
Messenger RNA from Physeter macrocephalus (sperm whale), 2126 nucleotides. It is a transcript of the gene RPF2, whose product is annotated as ribosome production factor 2 homolog. The record is from RefSeq and is a predicted model, not a curated record. Lineage: Eukaryota; Metazoa; Chordata; Mammalia; Artiodactyla; Physeteridae. The coding region runs from base 85 to 1113 and encodes 342 amino acids. Gene Ontology annotation, molecular function: rRNA binding. Gene Ontology annotation, biological process: ribosomal large subunit assembly; maturation of LSU-rRNA from tricistronic rRNA transcript (SSU-rRNA, 5.8S rRNA, LSU-rRNA). Gene Ontology annotation, cellular component: nucleolus. The transcript has 10 exons.